CCCAUGGAGCUGCUGGCUGCAGCCUUCAGCGCCGCCUGCGCCGUGGACCACGACAGCUCCACCUCAGAGAGCGACACGCGCGACUCGGCGGCGGGACACCUGCCCGGCAGCGAGUCAUCUUCCACCCCUGGAAAUGGGACCACGCCCGAGGAGUGCCCGGCCCUCACCGACAGCCCCACUACGCUCACCGAGGCCCUGCAGAUGAUCCAUCCCAUUCCCGCCGACUCCUGGAGAAACCUUAUUGAACAAAUAGGGCUCCUGUACCAAGAGUAUAGAGACAAAUCGACUCUCCAAGAAAUUGAAACCCGGAGGCAACAGGAUGCAGAAAUACAAAGCAACUCAGAUGGAUCCCAGGCUGGGGAAGACACCCCAGAGGAGGAAGAGGAAGAGGAAGAGGAGGAACUGGCCAGUCCACCUGAGAGGAGGGCUCUGCCUCAGAUCUGCCUGCUCAGCAACCCCCACUCCAGGUUCAACCUCUGGCAAGACCUUCCUGAGAUCCAAAGCAGCGGUGUGCUGGACAUCCUUCAGCCUGAGGAGGUCAAGCUGCAGGAGGCCAUGUUUGAGCUGGUCACCUCCGAAGCCUCCUACUAUAAGAGCCUGAACCUGCUGGUGUCACACUUCAUGGAGAAUGAGCGGCUGAAGAAGAUCCUGCAUCCAUCCGAGGCCCACAUCCUCUUUUCCAAUGUCCUGGAUGUCAUGGCUGUCAGUGAGCGGUUUUUGCUGGAGCUGGAACACCGCAUGGAGGAGAAUAUCGUUAUCUCGGAUGUGUGCGACAUCGUGUACCGCUACGCAGCCGACCACUUCUCAGUCUAUAUCACAUAUGUCAGUAACCAGACCUACCAGGAGAGGACAUACAAGCAGCUCCUACAGGAGAAGGCGACUUUUCGGGAGCUGAUCGCACAGCUGGAGCUGGACCCCAAAUGCAAGGGCCUGCCCUUCUCCUCCUUCCUCAUCUUGCCCUUCCAGAGGAUCACAAGACUCAAGCUGCUGGUCCAGAACAUUCUGAAGAGAGUAGAAGAGAGGUCUGAGCGCGAAGGCACCGCUUUGGAUGCCCACAAGGAGCUAGAAAUGGUGGUGAAGGCAUGUAACGAGGGUGUCCGGAAGAUGAGCCGCACAGAACAGAUGAUUAGCAUUCAGAAGAAGAUGGAGUUCAAGAUCAAGGUGAGUCUGCAGGAUCUGGCCAUCCCGGAGCCAGACUCAGAAUGUAGCUGGCGUGGGGGUCCGAGUCCACACCACAGGGCGGAGUUUGUUGGCUCUGCAGUUGGGGCACUGUCUGUCCGCUUCCUAUGCAGGAGUGAGAUGAAGCGCUGGAUGACUUCACUGGCCCCCAACAGGAGGACCAAGUUCGUGUCCUUCACAUCCCGGCUGCUGGACUGUCCCCAGGUCCAGUGUGUGCACCCGUAUGUGGCCCAGCAGCCUGAUGAGCUGACGCUGGAGCUGGCGGACAUCCUGAACAUCCUGGAGAAGACAGAAGAUGGGUGGAUCUUUGGUGAGCGCCUGCAUGACCAGGAGAGAGGCUGGUUCCCAAGUUCCAUGACAGAGGAGAUCUUGAACCCCAAGAUCCGCUCCCAGAACCUCAAGGAAUGUUUCCGGGUACAUAAGAUGGAGGACCCUCAGCGCAGUCAGAACAAGGACCGCAGGAAGUUGGGCAGCCGGAAUCGGCAAUGAACCCAAGCUCAGGCACCAGUCUGAAGGAGGGGUGUGG
Messenger RNA from Peromyscus eremicus (cactus mouse), 1705 nucleotides. RefSeq names its product neuronal guanine nucleotide exchange factor (gene Ngef). Gene Ontology annotation, molecular function: guanyl-nucleotide exchange factor activity; protein binding. Gene Ontology annotation, biological process: activation of GTPase activity. Bases 4 to 1668 code for a protein of 554 amino acids. The transcript is spliced from 11 exons. Lineage: Eukaryota; Metazoa; Chordata; Mammalia; Rodentia; Cricetidae. The record is from RefSeq and is a predicted model, not a curated record.